AUGGCAUCUGCCGACCAGUUAGCUGCGCAGAUCCAGGCAUCGAAGGGUCUCUGUGUCUCGCCCGCGUGGGUGAACAAUUUUCUUGCAUCCAACGCGCAGCGCAAUAUCCCCGCGUCGGCACUCACCAAGACUGCUAUUUUCCGUAUCCUCGCCUCGGAUAUACGCGAGUCCCUUUCUCCCAAUCCUACGUCGGUCUUCCCCGCGAAUAUUUUCGACCCCAAUAUUCGUGAGAGACACCUCCAAGGCCCAAUCCCGGUACAGGUGCUCGACAUCGAGGACAUUGGAGCCAGCCUGUGGAGUCAAGUCGAGGCCAUUGAGCGCGUAGAGCGCGGCGAAGCGAUUCGUGGUCGCGAGAUCGUUCGGACUAUCUCUGUAGGCGAGGACCAAGAAGCUGCAGACAACAAUUCCACGGCAAACUACACAACAGGAGCGCUGAACACGCCGGGGAGUGGUGGAGGUCCACAUCGGCUGGUUCUACAAGACGCGAAUGGUCAGCGGGCCGUGGCCGUGGAGAUGCAUAACAUAGAAGGAUUAUCUAUCGAGAAGCUGUCUAUCGGAGCGAAGCUUGUACUUCGUAAUGCUUUGGUAGCACGGGGUAUGAUUCUACUCCAUCCAGCGUGCGCCACAUUACUUGGGGGCAAGAUCGAAGCCCUGGAUCGACCGUGGAAGGAAGGGAGAAAGGCCAGGAUCUUAGAACGAAUCUCUGCAGUCGGAGCAGAAGCCUCUUGA
Molecule: messenger RNA, 729 nt
Organism: Penicillium chermesinum
Lineage: Eukaryota; Fungi; Ascomycota; Eurotiomycetes; Eurotiales; Aspergillaceae
Product: OB fold domain-containing protein
Exons: 1
Coding region: 1-729 (242 amino acids)
Biological process (GO): double-strand break repair via homologous recombination; resolution of meiotic recombination intermediates
Cellular component (GO): nuclear body; RecQ family helicase-topoisomerase III complex
Source: RefSeq, a predicted model, not a curated record